Messenger RNA from Heteronotia binoei (common prickly gecko), 1841 nucleotides. RefSeq names its product serine/threonine-protein kinase Nek3-like. Gene Ontology annotation, biological process: protein phosphorylation. The record is from RefSeq and is a predicted model, not a curated record. Lineage: Eukaryota; Metazoa; Chordata; Lepidosauria; Squamata; Gekkonidae. Gene Ontology annotation, molecular function: ATP binding; protein kinase activity. The coding region runs from base 96 to 1454 and encodes 452 amino acids. The transcript has 13 exons.
UCACUUUACUACUUUCAAGCAGGAAAUCUUGGGGGAAGAAAUCAGCUCACUUUGCAUGGAAAGUUGCUUGAAAAGAUUCAGGCAAUUUGAUAACCAUGGAUGAGUAUAUAGUCCAGUCAGUGCUUGGAGAAGGAUCAUUUGGGAGAGUUCUUCUGGUCCAUCAUAAGAACAGAAGCCAGAAAUAUGCAAUGAAGGAAAUAAGACUUCCCAAGUCAAAUACACAGAAAUCUUGGAAUGAAUCUAUUCUGUUAGCUAAAAUGAAACACCCAAAUAUUGUCACUUACAAGGAAUCAUUUGAAGUUGAUGGACACCUGUACAUAGUGAUGGAAUACUGUGAUGAUGGAGAUCUCCUGCAAAAGAUUAAGCAGCAAAAAGGAAAACUGUUUCCAGAAGAUAUGAUACUUAAUUGGUUUGCACAGAUAUGUCUGGGAGUGAAGUAUAUUCAUGACAGGCAUGUAUUGCACAGAGACAUCAAAUCAAAGAAUAUGCUUCUCACACAAAAUGGAAAAGUAAAACUGGGAGAUUUUGGAUCUGCGCUUCUUCUUGCCAGCCCAAAGGCAUAUGCUUGUUCCUAUGUGGGAACCCCUUAUUACGUGCCUCCUGAGAUAUGGGAGAAUGAGCCUUACAACAAUAAAAGUGAUAUAUGGUCUCUGGGAUGCAUUUUAUAUGAGCUGUGCACUCUUAAGCAUCCGUUUCAGGCCAGUAGCUGGAAACAUCUCAUUCUUAAGAUAUGUAAAGGAUACUACAGCCCACUUCCAUCCCACUAUACUUAUGAACUUCACUAUUUGAUAAAGCAAAUGUUUAAGAAGAAUCCCAGGAACCGCCCAUCUGCUAGUACAAUCCUUAACAGAAACUGCUUGGCAAAGCUUAUCAGAAGUUUUGAUCCAGUAGAGGUAAUGGAAGGAAAAUAUACAAGAUUGAAAUCUGGCUGUUCAGAACGGGGGCUCGUUUCCAAGGGAUUCAGUGAAAUGGGAUUGGAAAAAACAGGGAAAUGUGAAAUCCCCUCAAAGGCUGCUUUACCAAGCCCCCACAGGCGACAGUGGGAAAAGGGAAGAUCCAGUACUUUGGUUAGCAUCCUGAACGAGGCACCUCUGCUUUCUUCCAGUGUUACAACCAAAGAGGAUGCAAGUGGUCAGGUGAGAAAAUAUGGUGAAAAUAUCACACGUAAGCAGUGGACCAAGGAACCUCCUGAAACUGUAUUGAAUAUUCUCCACAACGCUGAUAUCAGUUUAGCUUUUAAAACAUACACCAUCUGCAAAGCAGCCUCAGAUGAUCUGUUGAGAGGACCACUUACUGAAGAAACCAAAGCAUCUGAUGAAAUAGAUGGUGAAAUUAUGAUGGAAGAUCCUGAGAGACUUGAAUCAAGAUCUGAUGAGGAAGACACGGACUUUGAAGCAGAAGAUGAUCCGGACUGGGUUUUUGAACUUAAAAGAAUGAUGAAUAUGGAGUCAUAGGUAACAGAAAAGAUGCAUAAUGGAACUGAAGACAUUAGAACUAUCAAUUUACUGAGAUCCAAAUCAAUAUUUUUGUACCCUGAUGUUGACAAAACAGUUUGAGAGUCAGUUUAUUAUGCAACCAUUUUAAUGCAUAUACAAAGUUUCCAGAUGGAAUUUCUUUGGUGGAGCAACAAAUGCGCACUGACUGAACUGACACUAAGUUUUUUUUUCUUUUGGAAGGAAAUAUAGGUUAAAUAUGAUAAUUAUCUUCUUGAAUAAAGCAUGUACUUUUGAGUUCAAUGUAUUUGAAAGUCAAUAAAAAUAUAGAAACAGAUAUCAGUAACAUGGAUGCCAAAUCCAGGUGUUGGUAAACAUGGUAAUCAAUUAAAUUCCUAUUUAAAAAUU